Messenger RNA from Chelmon rostratus (copperband butterflyfish), 9917 nucleotides. It is a transcript of the gene crybg1a, whose product is annotated as crystallin beta-gamma domain containing 1a. The transcript is spliced from 23 exons. The record is from RefSeq and is a predicted model, not a curated record. The coding region runs from base 42 to 8690 and encodes 2882 amino acids. NCBI's taxonomy places the organism in Eukaryota, Metazoa, Chordata, Actinopteri, Chaetodontiformes, Chaetodontidae.
CUGCUCGCACUUUCUUCAGCAGGAAUUGUUUUACAGACGCCAUGAGUAAGUCGAGCACACUGAAAGUAAAGGGCUUGUUUAAAUUGCAAUCACCUGAAAAGGACAGCAAGGAGCUGAAACAGUCGGGCUCCCUCAAAGAUGGGCCAGCGACCAGCACUCGAGACAAGCCGGAGACCCUACCGACGAGCCCCGGUCCCCUCAGCCCGGGAGACAGCGCCACAUUGGCCGGUGAUGUUUUACCCAUUUCCCCGAAAGCAAAGAAGGGGAAGCGGCUGUUGCCGUUCAGGCUGAAACGGAAGAAGUCCAAGCGCGAGGAAAAGGGAGAGGUGUUCCUCCCCGACACUGAUGAACUGGACAGCUUCAACAGCUACCGGAGCUAUGACCAGAUGAGUGUAUCAACAGAGUGCAGUUUCCAGACUGAAUCGGACUGGGACCCUCAUUCUGAGUCCACCUCUAUGGUUAGCUUUGACAUGACUCAGCCAUACAGCCCUACUUCGCCCUCUAAAUUCUUUAAGUCCUUUCAGAAUUCGGAGGAAAAGAGGGGGGGAGUGUUGCAUCGCCUCAGCAAUUUCUUCAACUCCAGGAGAAAGAAAAGCAGUAGUAGGCAGCAUUCAGACGCCUCCGCCAAUGCAAGUUCGCCAGCAUCCCCCUUAUCUUCACGUUCACUCCAGUCUCAAGGGGAGUAUGGGCUAAAGACUCCAACUCCAUCUCAAAAAGACAGUGAGCUGACAGUGCCUCAUUAUGCACAGGCUAGAGUGGAAACAGAGCAUGGUGAGACCCUCAGCCAAAGUUCUAAUCGCAGUGGCUCAAGCAUGGCUUCUCUGCUGACAUCUGAAGCAGAGCUCCCAUUUGCAGAUAGUGAUAGCAGCAGCCAAAGCAGUGUGAGGCAGGUACAUGUGUGCAGGGUCAGCACAGCCAGCAGUGAAAGGAAUUCUGGGAAUUUGACACCCACCACUCUGGACCUUGCUAUUACAACUCAUCCAAGUGCUGAUUGUAGCUCAGAACCAGGCUUUGCAGAGUCAGUGGUGGAAGAAGUAAGCAAGAGGCUGCAGGUUAGCUUGGAAGAAAGCAUCCUGAAGAAUACAGAGGAUUCCAGUGAGGAUAAUGCAGUUAAACAGACCAGUUUAGUCUGGUCCAAGACAGCUUUCCCGCUUUCUAAGACAACUGAGGUCCCAGAGUCACAUAACUUGAUCCCUAUAAGCUUAGCAUCAAAGACAACAUCAGUGAAAGUUGAAGAGAAGGGGCACAGCACUGUCCUAAGAAGAUUGACUUUUGGCCCUCAGUCGUCUACCUCACACGUCAUCAAGACUCAACUGGAAGAUGAAGACUCUCCAGACAUAUGGGAAAACUCAGGAGCUAAGAGGAGGGCUCAGGUACUCUCUUGGGAAACUGCAGCCGUGGCAUGGAACCCUUCAUCUGAGAAAGAGCAAGUACCCAGAGGUGAUUCUCCUGUCCAACUCCACAAAGCCAUAUGGGUGGAAACAACCCUGGGACAGGAGGAGGAAGGGGAGGGGGAGUGGCAGAAAGAGAAGCAUGUAAUGAAAGAAGGGGAGGAAGGCUUCAGAGCAGACUCGCCUCCUGUGCUGGCUAUACCUGUCACAGUAAUACCUGAGGAUGACUCAGUCACUCAGGGCACUGCAGACAGCCCUUCUACCUGCUCGGAGACUUUACCAUACAGUGGCAGCUUAUCAGAAUCAGCCAUCUCCUUCGCACCGACUACAGGGCAUAUCCAAACAGCCUCACCGCAGCCAGAUGGUCUUGACACUGGCUGGUCCUCAAAGCAAACUUCACUUCAGGAGAAACGUAGAUCCAGAGAAAUUCGUGUUACACGCAAGACUGUAAAUCUGCCUUCAAAACACAAGGUUUUCCCCCAGACAGUGUAUGUUGGCCUGGAGCCAAGUUUGGAUGGGAACAAAUCAGAGAGAGAAAAGUACAGCAGAGAUACAGCUUCAGAGACUUUAGACACAACACAAGCAAAAGCACUGCCAAGCUUCCAAAGCAAAACUGUGGAGGAAGGCAUCCUUGAGCCAUUUCCAACAACAGAUGAGACUACACAUUCUGAGACAAAUACUCCUGAACCCCUAGUUGAAUUAAAAAUAGACUCUGAGGCCUCUGAAUUUGAUGACACCUCUGCAACCUCACACAUGUACAAAGCAAAGUCACAAGUGUUGAAGUCAGGGGUAAGAGGUCAAGGGACUAACCAAGCUAUUCCCUCUAAACUAAGGGUCGAAACAGUAUCAGAAAGUCAGCAUACCACAGCAAGUGGAGCAAAGAUCCCAUCCUCAGCAGCUGGCAGCAAGACCAAAAAUGUGACAGCAAAGGAUAAGGCCUCCAAAGAGAGCACGAAAGUGGGAACCAGUGGUCCCUCAAGUGCAACAGGUUCAAAGUCUAAAAUCCCCAAAAGGUCAGCAUCAGAUGCUGAGGUGAAAUCAUCAAGAACACCAGAUAAAACAUCAGUAACUGAUGCCUUUGGAUCAUUGGUCAAUUCUAAACUGCAGAAACAACCCAGAACCAAAGAAUCUAUGAAAUCUCUGAUCACUACAACCAAGACUGACACGAAACCAAGUUUUGAAGAAGCCAAGGGAGGGAAAGCUCUGUCAGGAGAUAUUUCUCCCACAAGAACAACUCACAGUUCAGGAUCAAAGCAUAUCAAAGAAAAGUCAGAUGAGCACAGUGACUCUAUAAACCUGGUAAGUGGCAUGGAGAAAGACAAUGAGGAGAUUAAAACAGGAAGCCCAACUGACAGGAAGAACCUAGGUGUCAAAAAACAAGGGCAAGACCGUCUGGAGAAUAAUGCAUCCUUGGCAUCAAAUAGUCAGUUGCCCAUUUCAUCUCCAACAACAAAGAGGAACAGUGACAUAACUGAAUCAAGUGGCUCCCUGUAUAGAAAAAUUACAUCCAAUCUGACAGACUCAGAAGGCAAGGCAGUCCGAAUGCUGAGUCCAGAGAAGCAAGAAGUAACUCCUGCUGAGAGAUCUGGUGAAAGUCCCAAGAAAGGAAGCAUCUUGUCACCAAGACAAUCCAAACACCAAUCUAAAAGAAGCAUUAGUCACAAAGAGAUUGACACACCCUUCUUGUGUGUCUCUCCAUCUCACACUAAGCAAGAGAAAAUGGUCCCAUCGAUGCUCUCCAAACAAAGCGACAUCAAACACAACAAAAGUGCAGUCAAGGAUUCAGCUGAUCUAUCAUCAUCUGUAAGUAAGCUUCCCACAAGAGGUCAGAGAAGCUCCAACAAAGCAAACUCCAAAAACAGCUCACCUCCUGAGGAUUCUCCCAACACAAAGCAAGUGAAGGACAGUGACAGAUUUAAAUUCAAGUCUCUGUCUACAGAGCAAGAAGAUAAUCAGUCCAGUAUCAGUGAGAUCAAACUGAAAGAAAAAAGUACAAGAGAUGAGGAAUUACAGAUGAGCAUAACCAGUCCUACAACUGAAGAGAUGUCAAAAAUCCAACCAGUUCAAAACAACAAUGCUAUUAUUACAGAGGACACUAAAGCAAAAGUUACACCAGGCACAGGCCCAGGAACUAAGGUAUUUCCUAGGAGUGAGGUUGUCAAGGCAAGUCCUUCUCAGUUGCCAGUUACUGAUGUAUAUAAGUCUGAGGCCGGUAGCCAGGGAGGACAGUGUGAGAGCAAACAACAAACAAAAGUUGAGUCUCCACCUGAAGAUGUACCUCAUAUUCAACGUGACAACACCACACAGGAACAGGAAACACCAAGUAUUUGUCCAGAAGAUGUAAAGGAGAAAGACAUUUUAGAGACAACCCAGCUAAUAAGUAACAUUAAACUAGAUUUAAUCCAGGAGAAAAGCUUUGCAGAACCAAAUUCUGCAGUGUUAGCUCAGGACUCAAUACCAGCUCAUGAGGACAAAACGGAUAUGUCGGCCAAACCUGUUUUGGUUGACAGUAUUCAGGGUGAAAUAACAACAUACUCAAAUCAGGACAGUGUUAUACCUGGUACUGUUUCCCUUAAAAAAACCAAAAAGGUCACUUCUAAUGAAUAUGAUACCAGAAAUAGUCUUCCUGUUAAUUUGGCCUCAAGAGACCAAGAUGCUGAGCCAAACGAUGUACCUUUAUCCACUUCAGUUGAUUCUAACCUGACCAGCAAGGAGCAGCAAAAUGAUUUAUUGAAGGAUCAAACCACAAAUGUCAUUCAUGAAAAUGAUGGAUCGCCCCCAUUCAGCCGAAAUUUAGUAAAAGAUUUUGAGGUAGAGGAGGAAAGUAAAGAGGGGAAAAAAGUAGAGGCUUUGGACAUUCAAACUGAGACUGUGACUGUUUUUGACUUGCCCAAGAAUGUUGUUCAUCAGCUACACAAAGAGCCUCUUUUACUGGCACAAGAAAUUGAGAGACUGGAGAAAGACUCAAAACCAAAUGAAAGGCUGGAUGAUGCAGUGGUGGAAAUCACUGACUUACAGAACAGUUGCAAAAAGGAGCUCAAGGGUAUAACUGUUGAGGAUGAUGCAGAGAAAGACAUUACAAAACCAGAGAAAACAACACAUCUAUUAUCAGAGGAGCAAUGUUCACAGCCCGACACAGAGAAGGAUCCACAGAUGGUACGUACAGAUGCCCUUGAAGAGAAGAACACUGAGACAGAGCAAGCAAGAAGUGCACUCCAUGAAAAUACAGCCAGUGUGGUCAAUACACAGCAGGAAUGGGCAAUGCUCUCAAAAGAAAAUGCAGAAAGUGUGAAUAAGGAAACAGGUCAGCAGAUAGCAGCACCAACAGUGAAAAAUGAACAGAAACCUGUUGAUCUUCUAACCAAAAAUGAGGAGGUCAGGGAUAAUGAAUCACAUCAGGAGGAUAAUCACACUGAUGUCGCAAAAGAGAGGCAAACUCCAGAACUAAAAGCCUUAAGCAUUAAAACUCAAAGGUCUGAAGGCACUAAUGAAAAGAGUGACACAAGGGCGUUUGACAAGAAUUUUCCAAAUGAGUUUUCAAAUGAGGCUGCUGACACUGAAGUUAGUAGACACAAGGACCAGAACACCUCAAUUGCUAGAGAUCAAGAUGAGGACAUUAAAAAGACUGAGGAAAAUGCUUGUAUAUCAGCACAAUCCGAAUGUCCAAAUGCCAACCUUGAGCAGCAAACUGAGACAGAAAAAGCUCCAGAGAAGACAACAGAAAGCCAACUAUUACAAAGGGAUGUAGCUCGAGAACUAAAUGAAACCCAGAGUACUGAAGGUGCUAAAGGAGAAACUGAAACCAUGGAUUUGUCUGUAAAGGGUUUGGUGAAUGAGACUGCAAUUGUGAGUGCUAACAGAGAAGUUUGUAUCCAACAAGACCAGAAAUCCACAAUUGGUAGACACCAAGAUGAGGGCAUUACAAACCCAAAGAAAAUCAAAUCAAAAAAAUCCAAAUGUCUAAAUACUAACCUAGAACAGGAACCAAGGACUAAAGCAAAAGAAUCUCUAAAGAUGAAAGAAGACAAAACAGAUAGUUGUUUGAAAAAGGGACUACAGACCUUAAGAGAGGAGAAAAUCAUAAACCUCGGUGAUCCACAAAAGCCUGCAAAGCAAACACACAAUAACAGUUCAUUACUCUCAGCUGCAGUGAAACCAUCCACUCCAUCUCAAAGUCUUCAGCUAAAGAAGGAAUCCCCGUCUAGCUGGUUAAAUGUGGAACAUCAUCAAAAACAGAAAAAGGAAUAUAAAAGAAGAGUAGAUGCAUCAGCCAGUGAGGAUGAAUCUCUUGAGCCUGAUGACUUUGAUGAUUUUAUCAGAAGCAUUAAGGAGGGCAGCAUUCCCUUCUCACUACCUCCAAAGAGGCAUAUACACAAAAAGUCCCCAUCGCCAUCUUUUGCCAUGCCAGCAAUCAAGGAGGACCAUUUUGAGAGAACUUUUGAUCCAGAAGAAUUCCAAUUUGGUUUAAGAAAAAAUGGCAAAUGUUUUAGGGAUCCUUCCCCAGCUAUGGUGCUUAAACAAAAAGCAGCUAAGAGGGAAGGACGUACCAUGGAAAAACGUGCACAGGAUAAUGCCAUAUACAUAGCUGAAGACCAAAUGAAAUCACUUGAUGAGGUGGAAGGACAAGAUGGAGUCAAAGAGGGAACAAAUAAUGAUGCAGGAAAAGAAGAGCCACACAACAAUGGAGAAGGGCCCGGGAAACCGAUGUCACGACUUGGAAGGAUCUCCAUUCUCUCCAGCUUACUGAGUUCUCCUCGGUCCAAGAGGACCAAAGAGGACUCUUCCUCUGCCUCAAAUAGCACACUUUCAUCUCAUGGCACAGAUGAAGGCCCACUUAUGGGUGAUGGUACAGGUAUAGUCAGUGAGUCAUCACUCAGCCAAUCCUCUCCUCCUCCUCUGCCCUUGUUGCCCUUGUCAGAAGCAAAGCUACCUGAUCAUUUAGAGAAAUAUCUCAAGAGGAACAAAAGAGAAUCUGAGGCCGACCAGAGCUCGGAACAGAUGACUAAAAAUAAACUGAAUCAUAACGGGAGUGCUGUGAGAGACCAGGCCUUGAUAGCAGGGGCAACUAAUGUGGGCCUGAAGGAGCUUGUGGGACUGCCUCCAACUAACCACGACAGCCAGCAGACUUCACAAAAUGGACUUUCUACGUCGAAGACUAGGAUACCUGCAGCAAGAGGGUUCCACAAAAGGCCUGGAAAGAUUGUCAUACAUGAACAUGCCCAUUUUGGAGGGGAAUGUUUUGAACUCUACUCUGAUGUAGAGGAUGGCACCACAAUGAAGCUGUCCUCUGUCAUCUCAGUCAGCGUCAUCAGAGGAUGCUGGCUCCUCUAUGAAAAACCUGGCUUCCGAGGUCGUAUCAUUGCCCUUGAGGAGGGUCCCACAGACCACAUAGUGAAUAUGUGGGCAGAAGAAACUUUAGACCAGAUGGGUCAGCCUGUACUAAAUGUGCCUAUGGUCAUAGGUUCUAUCCGAUUGGCAGUCAGAGACUAUAGCAUACCCCGAAUUGACCUGUUUACAGAGAUAAAUGGGUUGGGAAGGAUGUCAUCGUACUGUGACGACACUGUAGAGAUUGGCUCUUUUGGGAUCCCACAGACCACUGGCUCCAUCAAGGUCCAUUCUGGAGUCUGGUUGGUGUACACUGAUCCAGGGUUUGGGGGUUUUGUAGGAAUGCUGGAAGUUGGGGAAUAUCCCUGCCCUGCAACCUGGGGUUUCCAUGAGCCCUUCAUAGGCUCUCUCAGACCCCUCCGAAUGGGAGCGAUAAGGGUGGAGCAUCCUAAUGAAUUUAAGGCCUUAGUGUUCGAGAAGCCCAAUUUUGAUGGAGCCUGCAUAGAGGUUGAUGACAACAUUUACAACUUGCAAGAAGAACCAGAAGAGAAAGAAAAAGGCAAACCAGAUGAGAUCAAGAAAACAAUAUCCACAGUGGGAUCUAUAAAGAUACUUUGUGGUCUCUGGGUGGGCUAUCAAGAGGCAGACUUCCAAGGCCAGCAGUACAUCCUCGAGGAGGGCGAAUAUACUCAUUGCAGUGACUGGGGAGGAUCUGACGACAGCCUCCUGUCACUUCGACCUAUAUGUACAGAUUUCCUGUCACCCCAUGUUAAGCUGUUCAGUGAGCGGCACUUUGAUGAGCUGGGGCUCAACCUUGACUUGUUGGGUGCCGUUCUCAACAUGGAGGAUGUUGGUUAUGGUGUGAAAACUCAGUCUGUCAAUGUCAUGAGUGGAGUGUGGGUGGGCUUUGAGAAGCCUGGAUUCAAUGGUGAGCUCUACGUCCUGGAGAAAGGUCUGUAUGCAAGUCCAGAGGACUGGGGAGCCCUAAACUCCAAGAUUUCAUCCAUACAACCCAUUUUCCAUGACACACUGAUGGGAAAAACGAAAUUCAAGGUGCAGCUGUAUUCUGAGCCAGACUUCCAGGGAAGGCUGGUGGCUCUGGAGGACAGUACAGCAGCUCUGGAUGAGGAGUUCAUACCCAGGUCCUGUAAGGUGCUGGCUGGCAGCUGGGUUGCAUAUGAAGGAGUCCAGUUCACAGAGAAUAUGUAUGUGUUGGAGAAAGGUGAAUAUCCCAACACAGAGGCCAUGGGCUUCCUGUCCUCAGACUCUACCGUCCGCUCCAUACAGACCACUGGACAUGAGCUUUCUCUGCCCUCCAUCAUCUUGUUCAGUAAGGUGGGCUGUAGAGGUCGCAGAGUGGUGUUGACAAAUGGAGCUGUGAACCUGCUGCAGGCAGGCCUGGAUGCACGCAUACACUCCCUGGUGGUGGAGGGAGGAAUGUGGGUGUUGUAUGAAGGUAGUAAUUACUGUGGUCGACAGCUGCUUCUCCGGCCAAGUGAAGUGACUGAUUUGUACAAGUUCAGCGGCUUGCAACGAAUAGGAUCCCUACGUCCGUUACUUCAGAAGCAGAUGUACCUACGUCUGCGACACAGGGAGACAGGAUGUAUGAUGUCUCUGACAGGAACUUUCGAUGACAUCAAGCUGAUGAGGGUUCAGGCUGUGGAGGAGACAGGAGGGGAAGAACAGGUCUGGCUCUAUCGGAACGGGCAGCUUACCUGCAAGCUGGUGGAGGAGUGUUGCCUGCAGACCACAGGGAGUGUGGUGAUGGUGGGCAGCAGGCUUUGUAUUUCCCCAGAGCGAGGCAAAAACAACCAGCUGUGGAACAUCACCCCAGAUGGCCUGGUGCGCUGCCACCUCAAACCUGACCUGGUCCUGGAUGUGAAAGGUGGUCAUCAGUAUGGUAAGAACCAGGUGAUCCUCAACAUGUUUGAUGAGAAAAAAUUGAACCAAAGAUGGACCUUGGAGAUCCUGUGAUCUGAUGAGCCUCAACUCUGCAGAAAUGCUCUGUGGUGGUCUUCAUACUGUAGCCCUCUACUGCAGCUCUGUCAUGCAGGUCCACAACACAGAGAUGGGCCCAUUGGGGGUUUUGCACAAACGCUGCACUCUUUUGUAGUAUUUAGACUCUUCUGUACUCCUGUUGAGGAGGGUAAUCAUUGACUGGAUCAGCAUUAUUACUGUUAACCAUACUUUGAAAAAUGUGCACACACACAGUGUUUGAUGGAAUAGGGAUUUCUCUUUUUCUGAAUGAAUGAGUAGUGCUAAAAUUUUACUUAUUUUUAGCCAGUUGAUUUUCGCACACUAUAUACCAAAGACUUCAUCCACCCUCUCUAUGUUGUCAUAGCAUGUAGUGAGAACUCAGCCCUGUUUCAAUGCUGCAUACCUCUGUUUACUUUAUGGUACUUUUCUACUGCAUGUCUGCUUUCUGAUCAUAAUGUUGGUAAAUAAAUGAAUUUAUACAGUAUAUUGACCGGUGCAGUAUGGAGUCUGAUAUGCCUACACUUCAUAGAUUUCUGUAGAAUAAAAUGUUUUCUUUUUGUAAUUACUGUACAUCAAAUAUUAUCAAGUUGCUUUUAUAACUUUUUAGGAUUUUACACAAACUGUACUUUACUGCAGUAGGUUCUAUAGAAGCAUCAAGUGUAUAGAUUUGAGGCUAAAUUUCAAAGCAGAACUGCAAUAACAAUUCUGCCCACUGUUGAUUGUAUAUAUGUGAACGUAAGAAAACUGUUACACAUGAAAAUAAGAAUGUGAUUUUCUUUCUUGUGUGUUCUUCUUAUUUCUUGAAAAUAAAACAUUGUCUUUAUGUUUUAUUUACCUGCUGCUGUGAAAGUAAGAAUAAUUUCUCUGACAGUCAGGUGACUUGCUCCAUCUUCCGUGGAUUCGGGGUAGAAUUGCUUUCACCAGAGCAAGCUGCUACUUUUGCCACAAACCACUUGGUAUGAUCUGGACACUGUUUUGUUUUCUUUUUUUGGGGGGGGAGGGGACUUGUUUUUUCAUCACCACUUCAAAUUCAAUAAAAUGUGUACAAACCAAAAGCAGAAUAAAAUCAAAUUUCUUCCAAUGUCUAGUCUCCUGCAUCUGAAAUAGAUGGAGAAAAUGAUAUGGACAGGAAGUAACAGUAUGAAACACCUCAGCGUGUAAAUGGCUCAGACAACAGCUACGUUUUCCCAGCACUGUCAAAACAUAUACAGUCAGUUCCCCCCC